CAAACUCUGUUUUAUUUCUUUUAUAAUUUUCCAAUCAAUAUAUCCAAAAUUCCCAACUUUUUUAUUUCUAUUCAAGAUUGUCUUUGAGUUUGAUUCAUUUGUUCUUUCUUCAGCUACUUUGUUUCAGCAAAUAUCACCUACUCCAUUCAAAUUGAGUAAAUUCCAUUAUUUUUCUUUGAAAAAUCUUUAACUAUGGAUUCUAAGCUUAUAUUUUUAUUGUACUUCGGUUGUAAUGAUAGCUUUCAGCCUAACUUUUGAUCCUUUUGUGUUUUUUAUUGUUUAGUUUGUUGGCUUUUUGUAGGAUCCUAAUUGUAUUCUUAAAUCAAAAAGUUGAUUUUUGUUUUGUUAGCUCCUUUUGCUAUUUUGAUUCAGUUGGUGAAGCUAAAAGUUGAGUACUUUUGAUCCAUAAAUGUAUAUGAUCAUACAUGGUUCUUUUAGUAAUUGAAUAGCAGUUGUAUUGACUCUUGAGUUUGAUUGUAACUUUUUUCAUACCAUUAAGAGGAGAUAGGGUUUUGUAAAAUUUGUGCAAGAUUUUGAUGAAUUUUCUUGUCCAAAUCAAAAAUCUAUAGUUUUCCUUGUGUUUUGUGCAUAACUGAUCUUGAUCCCUACCUAAUUUGUUAAAUUGGUCAAAUGAGUUGGGGUAAUACCAUGAACAGUUGACUCUCCCACUUUUUCCAUAGCCACUUAUCUUAGGUUUUUCCAAAUUUGGAGGUUAAUCGUUUUUCCUCUGGCAGUACUAAUUCAUUUUUCUUCUUCUGGUGUGUCCUUCGUAGUCAUCGUAAUUAGCCGAAGUCAUUGUUUACUAAAUCUGUUGUUUCCUUGGCAAGGUCAAAGGAAAGUUUGCUGUAUUUGGUUAUUUUAGGGUUAUUCAAUAUUAAGUUGUGAGAUAUCAUUGUAUUUCUUCUGGUUUCCUUCAUUGGCUAUGCAUAAUCAGUCUAUCAUGCCAGCUUAUGAAGCUGAACAACAUAUCGUUGCUGCAACUCAGCAUAUUUUGAAGGUAUUAGGAGCAAGUAAGUGCGUGAGUGAUGAUAUUCGAAGUGCGCUUAAGGAGCUUGACUCUCAUUUGUCUUCAUUGAGUAUUAUAAAUGAAAACAACAAGGGAUCCUGCGAGUUUACUGAGAUUGAGAAACGGCUAAACUCUGCUCAGAGAAAGGUGAUGCAUUGGAAUUCAAUUCCAUCACCGAUAUGGGACUCUGGUCCAGUUGAAGCAGCGGAGUAUCUGCAAGCUGUCAAUGACAUUUUAUCGGUGAUCCAAAGUUUGGAAGGUUUGUCCUCAAGUAAUGAUCGGAAGGCAAGGGAUAUUUCUUUCCAAGCUGAGAAUUUCCUGCAGAUAGCAAUGUUAAGGCUCGAGGAAGAGCUCUGCCAAAUUCUAGUUCGACAUAAGCAGUGUUUGAAGCUGCAGUACGUAUCAUUUCGUUCUCCAGCACAAAAUAUUAUGGUUUAUGACGAGUCAUACGUUUCUGUUGAAGUUGAAGAUGAAACGGUUGAUGAAACAUCCCAUGUUGAAGAUGGAACAGUGGAGGAAACAUCCCCGAGAGAUAGAAGCAACAGAGAAUCCAUUGAAUAUACAGCGGAUUUGGUCGAUCCGCGUAUUAUUUCUGACAUCAAGUCCAUUGCUAAUGUCAUGUCUGCUAGCAAUCAUGUUGAGGAAUUUUGCGAGGCGUUUAUUGGCGUUCGGAGAGAAGCAUUGUAUGAAUAUUUGUCGGAACUCGAAAUUGGAAAAUUCAGCAUUGAGGAUGUGCUGAAGCUGGAAUGGGAUAGAUUGGACAGUGAAAUCAAGAAAUGGAUGUGGGCUAUGAAGACCAUCAUUAGAGAGUAUCUUGCUAGUGAGAAACGGCUGUGUGAUCAGAUAUUGGGAGAUUUUACUCUUGAUCACACUUCAUAUUGCUUUAUUGAAAUCUCAAAAGAUUCAAUUUUGUGCCUUCUGAAUUUCGGACAAGCCGUGGCAAUGGGGCCUCGUAAACCAGAGAAGCUGUUUCGCUUAUUCGACAUGUACGAGGUUCUGACAAAAAUUCACCUAGCAACUGAUGCUUUAUUCUCAGAAGAUAAUAGUUCAUUUAUUAGAAUUGAGUUCCAUGAACUUUUGAGCAGACUGGGUGAUUCCGCAAGAGAGACUUUCUUCAAAUUCGGAGAUGCCAUCUCUUCCAAUGCAUCUGUAAACCCUCUCGCAGGAGGCAAAAUUCAUCCCCUGAUAAAGUAUGUCAUGAACUUCAUGAGCCUAUUCCCAUUAUACUGUGAUACUAUGAAUUUGCUUCUCAAGGACCAAAAUGUGGACGAAUCAGAUGUUGUUGCUGUUGAGAAGGAUGACGAACAGGACAUCUCUUCAUCCAUUUUUUGCCCGAUGGCUUGCCACCUACGCUCAAUUACGUGCGCUUUAGAAGCAAACCUUGUUAACAAAGCAAACUUAUACAAGGAUGAAUCGCUGCGCCAUAUUUUCUUGAUCAACAACAUCCAUUACAUGGUCGAAAAGGUCAAGGACUCGGAACUCAGGCUUUUCUUCGGAGACGAAUGGAUAAGAAAGCAUACCGCGAAGUGCCAACAACAUGCUACGAGUUACGUGAGAGCUACUUGGAGUUCAAUCGUUUCUAUUCUCAGAGACAACACAAAGGCAUCGAGUUCAGCUGUUUCGACUCAAAGAGACGACAGAAAGACAUGGACAAAGGAAAAAAUUGAAAAAUGCCGGAGAUUCACCUCUGCUUUCGAGGAAGUAUAUAAAAGCCAGACACAGUGGUUAGUUCUGGAUCUUAGGCUUCGGGAUGAUCUACAAAUCUUAACAUUACAGGGAAUAGCCCCUGCUUAUAGAAAUUUUCUUGGGAAAGACAGUGAUAUUAGCAACAAGUAUGUGAAGUACAGUGCAGAUGAUUUGGAGAAGAUGCUUUUGGAUUUUUUCGCUGGUUCGCCAGGUUCACUGCGUAAUUCACGCAGAAGGUAAAGCCAGAAGGGCCUUUUUAGCUUUUAUUUUUUGUUUCAUUACAAUGUUCUCUAAAUUGUGUAGUGUUUGUAAUAGAUGCAUGGUAGAUUCUUAUCAGCUUGUAUUUAUAGUUGUGUUUCAGGUGCAACAUUUUUUA
Mercurialis annua (annual mercury) is the source of this 3068-nucleotide messenger RNA. RefSeq names its product exocyst complex component EXO70E2. Bases 923 to 2932 code for a protein of 669 amino acids. Gene Ontology annotation, biological process: exocytosis. Gene Ontology annotation, cellular component: exocyst. Lineage: Eukaryota; Viridiplantae; Streptophyta; Magnoliopsida; Malpighiales; Euphorbiaceae. The transcript has a single exon. The record is from RefSeq and is a predicted model, not a curated record. Gene Ontology annotation, molecular function: phosphatidylinositol-4,5-bisphosphate binding.